AGCGACCAUGCCCCGCCUCCCCCGCGCCGCUCUCGCGCUCCGCGCCGCCACGCCCGCCGCGCCGCGCGCCCCCACACUUCUUCUCCGCCCCGCGACCGCGUCGCUCCGUGCUUCGCCGCGCCCCACCUCCCUCCUCGCCCGCCUGUCCCCCUCGGCACUCACGGCUGCACCCUCGCCCCUUGCGGCGCGCCUUUCUCCUGUGUUCGGCCAGAUUCAGGCGCGCGGCGGCGCCAUCGGCAUGUCCUACCAGCCCUCGCAGCGCAAGCGCAAGCGCAAGCACGGUUUCCUUGCCCGUGCGCGCACUCGUCUCGGUCGCAAGAUGCUCGCUCGGCGGAGGGCCAAGGGGCGCCGCUUCCUCUCGCAUUAGGUUGAUGGAAGUGAAGAGAGCACAGAAGGAGAAAGACGGGAUAUUGGGGGAAGACCUUACACGACAUGUCGGCUCCAGGCGUCCCAUCGCGGUGACAAGGUGCUCUGAGGAGCGCACAUCGCGACUUACGACCGACAAUAGACGACAUACCAGCCAGACGGCCAACCACUCUGCAUAGCAUGCAUCAUAUAGCGACUUCACCUGUGAAGACGCGUGACUAGUUUCUUAGUGGCGCCCAUGGUGUGCUUUGGUUCACACGGGCUGCCUAUCGCUCGGCGGACCUACUGUAGUCCACCCCUCAUCUUCGUUUCUGGUACAUGGGAUCCAUACUGCACAACUGGGAUAGGCACGGCGAGGCAUCUCCUGCCGCCAAAUCCGUGAAUGAGGGUCAUAUCUCAUCUCGUACUUGCUGGGGCGAGAGCCUUAGCUGUGGUGUGCUCGCCGAGGGCUUCUACCAGGCGAGUCGAGGGUGAGGCGCGGAAGCCACUCGCUGGCACUGC
Messenger RNA from Cutaneotrichosporon oleaginosum, 867 nucleotides. RefSeq names its product mitochondrial 54S ribosomal protein bL34m. Gene Ontology annotation, biological process: translation. Lineage: Eukaryota; Fungi; Basidiomycota; Tremellomycetes; Trichosporonales; Trichosporonaceae. Gene Ontology annotation, molecular function: structural constituent of ribosome. Gene Ontology annotation, cellular component: ribosome; mitochondrial large ribosomal subunit. The record is from RefSeq and is a predicted model, not a curated record.